GCCGCCGCCGCCGCCCGGCUCGGCCCGCGCCGCCGGGAGACCCGCGGCACCCGAGUUCCGGGUGGCCCGCGGCACCCGAGUUCCGGGGUUCCGCGGCACCCGAGUUCCGUCCGCCUGCGGCGCCGCCGCCGCCCGGAGCCCGGCGCGGAGCCGGUGGAGCGGGGGCGAUUCCUGCCGCCUCCCCCCUGCCCCCAGCGGGGCCGUGCGAGCCGAGUGAGCUCCCGUAACCCCCCCCGUGCCAGCCACGUCCUCCUGCAGCGCCUCCGCCCGCCCGUGUGGGCGGUACAGACCCCUUAACCCCCCCCACCGUGGCAGCCACGUGUCUUCGAUCGCCUGCCCCGGGCUCUGCUGGGGCUGUGCCAGCCCCUGUGGGUGCCCCGACCCCGAACUGCCCCGGUUACCCUCCUGCAGCCGGCCUCGUGCUCUGCAAGCGCCUCCCCACACCCCGGGUGGGGCCGUACCCACCCCCUCAAAUCUCCACACUAUUCCUUUUCUAGCUAAUCUCCUCACCCUCUCUCAAGUGGACCAGGUGGGCUCCCCACGCUCCUGAAAACCCCCGUUUCCUCCUUCCUGGCAGCUUUGUUCUGUGCCAUCACCACCCCCAGCCCCGGGGGUGACCCCCUGCCCGCUGCGGCCACCUCUGUGACCAAACCAUCCCCAGGCCAUGGCCUGGCCUGCACAGACACGCUCGGACACGGAGCUGGGAGUGCACAGAGCACCCCGUGAAACCCCUGAGGGGUUCGAUGGCUUCACACUGCGGACCCCCAACACAGCCUGGUGGGGUCACCCACCUCCCCCAGCUCAGGCGACACCCGUGUCACACUGAUGGACUGACAACUGCCACUCCACUUCCCUCUCCCUGGCCCUGAUGUCAUCUCAUCCCUUCUCAGCCCACCCUGGAGUCCCGGUGAUGUCCCCACAGUGCCCGCGUGCCCACAGGAGGGGGACAUUGUUCCUCUGCUCUCGUCCCAGGUCACAGCCACCAGCACAGCCCGGCAGAACCUGCCCCGCGUCCCCUCGGGUUUGGGGGUGCCAUGGCCACCCCCAGGUGGUGGCUGCAGGGCUGGGGGUGACAUGGAGGGCACGUCCCCUCUUUGGGCUUCCAGAGUGGGACAUGUGGAUGUGGGACAGGAACCAGGGGGCUGGGAUGGCACCGGGGGGACAGAGGAGAGGGGGACAUGGCACUGAUGCUCAGAGGUCUGGGAUGGGUUUGCUUGGCCAGUGAUGCUCCCAGUGCACCACAUGCCCUUGGGUGGGUUGUCAGUGGUUCCGGAGGUCUCGGUCUGUGACUGCAGGGGAAUGCCACGGGGUCGCUGCCCUCCUGCCCUGUGCCGGCCCCGGACCCGUCGUGCCACGGGGGUGACCCCCCAACCACCAUGGGGGCAUCCAGCCCCCAGACCUGCUGGGCCAAGAGCCACAGGCGGCCACCAGAGCUGCCACCAGGUCCUGCUUCCCUGCUCCUCGCUGUCCUCGGACGCCGCUGCGCUGCCGAGCUGCGGUUGUGCCGUGUGGGGCUGGCUCCUCGCCACGGCCGGGCACUCACAGGGGGUGCUCAGGCCCUUCCUUCCCUCCCUCCUCCCCUCUUCGCCCUCAUCUUCUCUGUCUUAAGUCCCUGUUGCCGUCUCUGUCCUUGUCUUUCUCUGUCCCCGCUUUCUCCCCCGUUCCUGUCCCGCUCUCUGUGCUGGCGCCGGUUCUCUCAGCUUUGCUCCGCUCACUGCCAGGACGUCCCCUGAGCCCAGCUGCUGGCACUGCCAGCCCAGCCCGGGCCCUUGGUCCCCAUGUGCCAGGGAGGGCUGGGAGGGGGCACGGAGGGAGCCAGGCGGGCUGGGGGAGGCUGUGAGCUGGGGGAUGCCGGGGGGGCCGCGACCAAACGAGCGUGGGGCAGAGCCGAUGGUGGGGGUCGUGUCUUCUCCGGCGAGCGGGGCCGGCAGCGCCGUCCCGGGGCCGGCAGCGCCUGUCCUGCGCCCGUCCCGCUGCCGCCGCACGGCUCGUUAGUGCCAGCUCCUGUAACGAGUUGUGUUUUCUCCCCUCACUGCUCUCUCUGCUGCUUUGUCAGACUAUGCCUUUGUGCACAUGGAGAACGAAGCCGAUGCUAAAGUUGCCAUCGAAAACCUAAAUGGGAAGGAGGUGAAGGGGCGCCGGGUGAACGUGGAGCUCUCCACCAACGUGCAGAAGAAGGGCACGGGCCAGGCGCCGCCGCCCGCCCUCGGCGUCGACAAGACCAAACGCAUCGGCCUCGAGUACCGCGAGAAGUUCCAGCCCAAGAUCGAGGGCUUCGACCAGCAGCGCCGGGCGGCUGACGCCGCCUUCCCCUCGGCCACGGGCGCUGGCUAUGCCGCCACCCCCUCCCUGUACGAUUACCAGCAGCGCUUCGGCGCCAAGUACGACGCCUUCGAUGCGCAGCCCCGGCCAGCCUCCCCCUCCUACUUUGGCAGGGACCGCAGCCCGCUGCGGCGCUCACCCACCCGCGCCGGCUACGCGGCGGUGACGCUCCCCAUGACGGCGCAGCCGGCCACCUACCGCGCCCAGCCCUCGGCCUCACUGGGGGCCACGUACCGAGCCCAGCCCUCGGCCUCCCUGGGCGUGGCGUACCGCCCGCAGCCCACCACGGGCCAGGCCGCCGCGUACCGCGCGCAGCCCUCGGCCUCGCUGGGCAGUGCCUACCGCUCCCAGCCCUCGGUCGGCUCCCUGGGCGCCGCGGGCACUCAGCCCGCUGCCGCCAACUCCCUCGGCUCCUACGGCGCCCAGCCCGCCGCUGCCGCUUCGUACGGCGCGCAGCCCGCGGCCGCCAACUCCCUCAGCUCCUACGGCGUCCAGUCCGCUGCCCUGGCCUCCUCCUACGGCGCCCAGCCCGCCUCGGGCUACUCGGCCGGCUACAGCGCCCAGCCCGCCAUCGCCGCCUACGGCGCCCAGCCCGCCGCCGGCUCCGCCGGCUCCUACAGCACCCAGGCCGUGGCUGUGCACGUGGCAUCCUACGGCACCCAGCUGGCCGCAGGCUCCUACGGCGCCCAGCCCAUGGAUGGCCAUGCCGGCUCCUACGGUGCCCAGCCUGGCGCCGUGCUUUCUGCUGGCUACAGCGCCCAGGCCGUGGCGGUGCACGCCAGCUCUUACAGCGCCCAGGCCGUGGCAGGUCACGCCGCCGCUGCCUACCAGCCUGUGGCCGGCCACUCUGCCUCCUACGGUGCCCAGCCUGCGCUGUCCGCCUCGUACGGCGCCCAGCCCGCCUUGGGCCACUCGGCCUCGUACGGCGCCCAGCCCGCCACGGGCCUGCCCGCAUCCUACGGCAGCCAGCCCGCGGCUGCCGCGCUCCCCGCCGGCUACGGCGCGCAGACGGGCUCCUCGCUGGCCGCGUCCUACGGCAGCCAGGCCGCCGUUGCCGCCGCCUCCUACAAGGCGCAGGCCUCCGCCCCGCUGACGGCCGCGUACCGGGCGCAGGCCUCCGGCGCCAUGGCGGCCUCCUACCCGGCACAGCAGCCGUCCUCCGCCGCGCUGGCGGCCGCGUACCGAGCCCAGCCGGGCAGCGCCUACGACGGGCCGAGCCAGCUGGGGCAGCCGGCGGGCUCCUACCUGGGCCUGGCACAGGCCGCCGCCGCACCGCCCUACGAGCGCACCCGCCUCUCCCCGCCUCGCAGCACCGCCUACGACGACCCGUACAAAAAAUCGUCCUCUCUGGCUAAAAGGUACGGCUCCGAGCGCCGUCUGUCCGAGCUGGCCGAUUACCGGCGCUUAGCGGACUCGCCGCUGGCGUACCGCCGCUCGCCCACCAAGUCCCCGCUGGACUACCGCCGGCUGCCGGACGCGCACACCGAGUACGGCCGCUACUCGGGUGGCUACAAUGACUACCUGCCCCCUGCCCGCAUCCACUCGGGCUACCAGCGCCGCCUCUGAGCCGGCCCGGCCCCGCUCGCCGCCCCGCUGGGGCACGGACGGUUCUUUUACAGCCGAUUCUUUCUGGUUUUGCUGUUGGAGUUUUUUAGAAGGUUCCGCGGUUGUGGUUGGCAGUGGCCGCACGGUUCAUCCCCUGAGGCGCUCUGUGCCGGUUCAUAACCCGCCAAUGGUUGCAGGCUCAGACUCUUUUAUACCACGAGUUGUCCCAUUUUUUUGGGUGAAUUCCCCGUUUGCAGCGUCAGGCCCGGCAAGGUGCCGGGGGUUUUUUAUGACUGUAAAUAAACACUGAGGUCUGCUCCGGUG
Taeniopygia guttata (zebra finch) is the source of this 4191-nucleotide messenger RNA. NCBI's taxonomy places the organism in Eukaryota, Metazoa, Chordata, Aves, Passeriformes, Estrildidae. The record is from RefSeq and is a predicted model, not a curated record.